AUGAUCAACUCCAAUAACAAUUCAGAGUCUCUGAACAAAAAGCACACAACCCUAUUUGCAGAUGAAGGGUGGACGGAUAGGGAUCAUUAUUUCAAAGUAAAGAAGAUGAAAUUGGAUGAGCAAUGGAAAGGACAACAAGCCUCUUCAUCUGCUAAUAGUACCCUCUCUUCAUCAACAUCGGAGCUCUCGAGUAGCAACAACACUACAAAAUCAUCAGCAAAAGCCUUUUUUGAAGGAUUAAUUAUGAAUAUUGAUGGAUAUACGGAACCUUCUAAUGUUGUACUCGUCGGAUUGAUAACAAAACAUGGUGGUUCGUAUCGUCAGUUUUUCGAUAGCUCGGUAACACAUUUGCUGGCAUGCGAGUUGGCUCAUUCCAGGUUGAAGGAAUUAACGAAACGGAAACAUCCUCCAAUUAUUGUUCAUCCGAGAUGGAUCAUGGAUUGUGUUAAAGCAGAAUGUUUACUCUCUGUAAAGGAUUACCUUAUUGUUGAUCAUACACGAAACACCAUUCAACACAAGGAUUUGCGUUCAUUCACAAUGGUGAAUCGAGCACAUCAUUCAACCACUGUUGGAAAACAUCAGCAACCACAGAUGAUCAGUCACACAAAUGUGAGUACUGACAAAGAAAUAACAAAUUCCAUACCCGAGAGUAGGAAAUUUCUUGCAACACAUGAAGGAGUGUCAAAUUCACCAGCACCAUCCAUACAAGAAUUCAGUCAUGCAAAUCAAUUUAAUUUUGCCCUUACUCCAACAAGUAGCAGAUCAACUGUGAAAUUUAAAAAGAAAACUCAGACCUUACAGACGACACUACCAAAUCCACAACCAUUACCAUCAAUAUCACAAGUGCAACAGAAACAGCAACCUGGCAUCCAACCUCCACCACUUCCACCACCAAAACCCUCCUAUCAGAAAUUUAUACCACCCUCACGUCCCACAGUGACCACGACAGAAAACCCUCUCCAAGAAAGUAUCAUUGCCAACAACAAGAACGUUUCCAAUAAUUUGGAAAUCAUGAGCAAAGAUGAAAAGCCUGUGAACAAAGAAUUCCUGACAAAAAGUGCUGCAAAUGAUCCAAAUUUUAUUGAUCACUACAUGAAAAACAGUCGAUUGCACUUUAUCAGCACUUGGAGAAACAAGAAAAAGCAAACAAAUCCGUCUGGAUCUAUUGCAGAGAAGAAAGGUCUCUACGUUGUUCAUAUUGAUAUGGAUUGCUUUUUUGCCUCAAUUGCCAUGAGAGAUAAUCCUUCUCUUAGAGACAAACCUAUAGCUGUGUCGUACUCCAAUGACGGAAACAGCGAUAUUUCUUCUGCUAACUAUUGUGCUAGAGAGUUUGGAGUAAGAGCAGGAAUGUGGUCUAAGCAAGCUCGUGAAUUGUGUCCUGAAUUGAUUGUUGUACCUUAUGAGUUUGAAAAGUAUGAAGAAGCUGCCUGUAAGGUACAUGGAAUUUUGAAUAAUCAUUGUGAAAGAGUGAAAAUCAUGUCCAUUGAUGAGGCAUACAUUGAAAUAUCAAACGAAUUACAGAAUGGCACCCAAGAAGAGUUGGAAAAACUUGUCUCAUCCAUUCGGUCUGAAAUUGAAAAAGAGACUGGAUGUACUGCCUCUGCAGGCAUGUCUACGAAUCAACUUUUGGCCAGAAUGGCUACUAAAGUUGCCAAACCGAAUGGUCAAUAUUUUCUUCAUCCCAAUGAUGCAGUGAAACACAUUGAAAAGUUAAAUAUUGAAGACAUUCCUACCGUUGGAUGGAAGACCAAACGGUUCUUUAACGAAAUGAACGUCUUUUCAUGUGCCCAACUUUUAAAAUAUUCAUUGACAGAAAUGAAGGGAUUAAUCGGAGAGAAAAAAGGAGAAACUUUAUUCAAUUACCUUAGAGGUAUUGAUAGGAGAGGAUUUUUUGAUGACUCCGCAAGAAAAUCUGUCGGCGUUGAGGUGAAUUAUGGAAUUCGAUUUUCAGAACUAAAGCAAGUAUACGAGUUUAUAGACAAGUUGUCUGUUGAGAUCAGCAAUCGUUUAAAAAGUGAACAAAUUAAGGGAAAGGCAAUUGUAUUGAAGGUAAAAAAACGGAGAGAGGGAAUUAUUGAAUCAAAAAAGUUCCUUGGACAUGGCAUUUGUGACAAUUUCUCAAAAUCAACUACGGUUCCCUACUUUACAGAUGAUGUAGACAUGAUUUCAAGAAAGGUUAAAGAUUUAUACAAACAAUUAGAGAUUGAACCUGAAGAUUUGAGAGGUAUAGCCAUUCAAAUUCAAAAGUUAAAUAAUUACCAACCAACAAAAGAUGGAUCAUCCACAUUAACAAAAUAUCUCAAUCAAGCCCAGACAGAAACAAUAGAAGCCCCACAAAAUGUGCCACCGGAAUUUAAUAAUCAAAACGAACAACAAUAUCAUGAUUCGAAAGAUGACAUUGAAAAGAAAAAGUCAAAAAAUUCAAAAAAAAUCAAACAUGACACCACAAACGCUCAUGCUUUCAGAAUGGAUGAAUAUUGCGAAUUAGAUAAUAUUGCAAAAGGAGGCUAUGAUCAACCCAUUUCUUUCUCGUUUAUUGAAGAAAUGCCUUGGGAUAUCAAACGUGAAAUUAUUCAUGAUCUCACAAAGCAAAAAAGAGAAAAGGAGAAGCAGGAGGCAAGACAAAAACAGCUUGCUGAGCAAAUAGAAGCAGCCAAAAGAGAGCAUGCCCCAAUCACUGUUUCUGAAGAAUCACAGAUGGCUUUAUUUUCAACACAAUCCAUUGACGAUAUUUCUUUGCUUCAAGACACCAUAUUUAAUUGGUUUCAUGAAAACCAAGACGAUUUUUACACUGACGCACAUGUUGCCAACUUGUUUGUGGAGCUUGUCAUGCAAAUUUUAAAUCAACUUGCAAAUGACAUGAAUUUACUUGCUGCUAAAAGAAUUGUGAAAUUUGUAAGAAAGUUAUUAGUGGAUAGCCAGGAAAAUCUUGAUGUUGUGGAUGAACAACGAUUAGAAAUGGCUCGCUCUGUGACGGAAACUAUUAAUUUAGCUUUUCAAAAGGAAAUUGUGGUCAAACAAUUCACCGAUUGUAUGGUACCCACUUUUUGA
This is a messenger RNA of Naegleria lovaniensis, 3051 nucleotides long. RefSeq lists its product as uncharacterized. Gene Ontology annotation, molecular function: DNA-directed DNA polymerase activity; damaged DNA binding; deoxycytidyl transferase activity. Lineage: Eukaryota; Heterolobosea; Eutetramitea; Acrasida; Naegleriidae. Gene Ontology annotation, cellular component: nucleus. Gene Ontology annotation, biological process: error-prone translesion synthesis; error-free translesion synthesis. Bases 1 to 3051 code for a protein of 1016 amino acids. The record is from RefSeq and is a predicted model, not a curated record. The transcript is spliced from 3 exons.